AUGGCAUCAAGCCUGAGCCAUUCAGAACGAUGGACGCUUUUACUUGUCGCCGGAGCUUCAAUAGCAGUCAUCUCAAAUACGUUCCAGGGUGAUGGUGCGCCACUGGUGGCAUCCAUUGCGUUCUCAACAUUGGCAUUUUCAAUGACGUAUGCUUUUAUUCGAUGGUCAGGUCCAGCCUUCGCCAAAGCCGGGUUGAAAGGGAAAGACAUGAGCAAAUUGAGGCCAGGUGAAAUCCCGGAAGGCCUGGGAGCUGUUGCGGCUUCAGUCUACAUCCUUGCGCUGAUGGUUUUCAUUCCCUUUGCGUUUUACAAAGAUAUUGUAGCCGCGACUUCAGGAGGCGGUAAUCGAGAUGUCGUUCUUUCCAUCACGGAAGUCGAAACAGGUCGCUUUUUACACCGGUUCCCUCACUCGAAGCUAUCGUCGUAUCAAUCAGCUCUCAACACUCUGCAAGCAACAACUAUUUUGGGUAUGGCUGACGACAUUCUUGAUCUUCGAUGGCGGCAUAAAUUCUUCAUCCCAGCAGUCGCAUCCCUACCACUUCUAAUCGUGUAUUACGUUGAUUUCGGAGUCACCUCAGUCGUGGUUCCGAACUUUCUGGUUCCAUACAUGCCCAACCAAGCCAGAUUGGUUCACCUAUCCUUCUUCUACUAUCUAUAUAUGUCUGCUCUGUCGAUCUUCGCACCAAACUCAAUCAAUAUUCUAGCAGGGAUCAACGGAAUUGAGGUUGGGCAAUCGAUAGUUAUUGCAGGACUUCUCAUCUUAAAUUCCUCGCUUUACCUCGUCCCAUUCCCUGGAAAUCCAGUUUUGAGCAAUGGAUAUGCAGCCAACCCACAUCCUGCGACAGACUCGCAUCUCCUAACGCUCUACCUCCUUCUGCCAUUUCUUGCCGUGUCCACAGCCCUUUAUAUCCACAACCGAUAUCCUGCCAGAGUCUUUGUGGGCGACACAUACUGCUACGUUGCAGGCAUGACAUUCGCAGUGGUGGCCAUCAUGGCGCAUUUCAGCAAAACUCUCCUCCUUCUUUUGAUCCCACAGAUCAUCAACUUCAUCUACAGCUGCCCACAGCUCUUCAAACUGAUUCCCUGUCCACGCCACCGACUUCCAAAGUUCAAUGCACGAACUGGGCUUCUCGAACCUAGCGUCACCCCAUGGACACCUGAGAAACCGCCCAGCAAGCCCCUUACCGCAGUGUUCAUCGGACUGGAAAGGCUUCACCUGAUCCAGGUAACCGUCGAUCCGAAGACAAACAGGAUAUCGGCGACGAGCAACCUCACCAUUAUCAAUCUCUGGCUGGUUUGGAGAGGCCCAAUGCGAGAAGAUCAAUUGACCAGAGAAUUAUUGAUAAUGCAGACCGCUUGUGGAUUUUUAGGGCUCCUUGUACGACAUACCAUGGCGCUUUUGAUCUUCAGUGUCGAUAACAGAGGAAAAUAUGGAAAUUCGUUCCCGGUCUAG
Messenger RNA from Exophiala aquamarina CBS 119918, 1452 nucleotides. Its product is annotated as UDP-N-acetylglucosamine-dolichyl-phosphate N-acetylglucosaminephosphotransferase. Lineage: Eukaryota; Fungi; Ascomycota; Eurotiomycetes; Chaetothyriales; Herpotrichiellaceae. The record is from RefSeq and is a predicted model, not a curated record. Gene Ontology annotation, biological process: protein N-linked glycosylation; dolichol-linked oligosaccharide biosynthetic process. Gene Ontology annotation, molecular function: UDP-N-acetylglucosamine-dolichyl-phosphate N-acetylglucosaminephosphotransferase activity. The transcript is spliced from 2 exons. The coding region runs from base 1 to 1452 and encodes 483 amino acids. Gene Ontology annotation, cellular component: membrane.